AUGAAUUCGCCACCGAAUUCCCUCCGAGCACAACAACUAAGAGACCUCUUGAUGAAAUCCGCCACGGACUGCCCCCCUUUGACCCAAGAACCGCCCCAAGGCCGGCCCGCAGUAGACGGCCCCCCUUCGCCGGCUGCCUCAGGUCCGGCCGUCAUGUCACCAUCCGACUCUACCGACACCGCCAUCACCGUCGGUUCUCAUAAUGAUAACGAACACGAGAACGACACCGAGAGUCUAACCGACAGUGUGAGGGAGCACAUGUAUGAGAACCGCCUGCGCUACCACGCAUAUCGCUCGGGCCGUUACGCCUUUCCCAACGACGCUACCGAACAGGAUCGAGACGAGAUGAAGCACAUUAUCAGCGUCGAGCUGUGUGGGAGGUACUUCUUCUCCCCCGUUGACGAUGUCUUGGCUAGAGGUGCCGAGGUUCUUGACUUGGGAACCGGUCCCGGCCACUGGCCCAUCGAAUGCGGCGGUCAACUCACAUGGGACUUUGCAGUGGCCGAUUUGAACCCCAACUCUACCUUUCUCGGCAUCGAUCUCUCACCCAUUCAGCCCCCCGAAGUCCCUCCCAACUGUCACUUCAUGGUCGACGAUAUAGAGCAUGAGAACGGAUGGGAUCUCGACAGAGAACAUUUUGAUUUCAUUCACCUUCGGCACACCCUGCACUCCGUUCGCAAUCGCCCGGAGCUCAUGCAAAGGGCAUACGAGCAUCUGAAACCCGGCGGGUGGUUCGAGAUCCAAGAACUCGAGUUCUUUCCCCUGUGCGAUGAUCAGUCUUGUCCGGAAGGGGACAAUUACGGCUUCCGAGUCUUCACCCAGUACCUAGAGGCAGGACUCAGGGCACUCGGCUCGGAGAUGCAUGGCAUCCGCGUCGCCGUCGACGAGAUGCAGGCUGCGGGUUUCGAACGUGUCGAAGAGGACCGGCGGAAGUGCCCUAUUGGCGACUGGCCGGCAAGGCCUGAACUGCGAGAGUGCGGCAUCUACAUGCGAGAAACGAUUCUGGAAGGCCUCAAGGGCCUGGCCACUCGGCCAUUCAGAGCCCUCGGCUGGACGGAAAUCCAAAUCGAAAUGUUCCUCUUGGGUGACAGUAUACGGGAGGAAACCGCUUGA
This is a messenger RNA of Colletotrichum higginsianum IMI 349063, 1113 nucleotides long. RefSeq names its product methyltransferase domain-containing protein. Bases 1 to 1113 code for a protein of 370 amino acids. Lineage: Eukaryota; Fungi; Ascomycota; Sordariomycetes; Glomerellales; Glomerellaceae. The record is from RefSeq and is a predicted model, not a curated record. The transcript has 5 exons. Gene Ontology annotation, molecular function: methyltransferase activity.